CUGCUCAGUUUAAGCCCGUCAGAGAUUCAUCAUGUGGUGGUGAUGAUAGAUUCACGUGGUAUUUGGUAUUUUGCGACCAAAUGUGCAUUUUAUUCACAGAAAGAAAUUGUGGACGAAGCUUUUGACAUAGUCAGCUCCUCCUGAUGCAAAUUAUGCUUAAGCUCUUAUGCUACUACUUUACCACCACUGUCCGUCAUGUUACUUGAAUCAGCCAAUCAGCAAGUCGAUCGCGUAGCUCCGCCCCUCGACCUCCGCUCGCGCCUACCUUAGUCAGAUUUGACAAAGUUUUUGUUAUGAAACAUCGAAAAUCUAUUAUGAAUCAAUUUUUCCUUUGGUACGUUUGUACCUUGGACACAAAGGUACCUCUGUAACGAAAAUCGUAUUUCUACUUGUAUCGGCGAGGAAACAGUAGGCGAAAGUUCAACACCCUUCCCCCCACCCAACACAUCGAGCAGCAGCCGGUUGCAGUGUGGUGCAUCUCAUCAGGUUCUUUGUGAGCAGAGCUGAUGUCCGGAACAACACCAGGGAAGGAACUCAGACUUUCUCACUAGAUUUCUUGGCAUUUUCUCGUCGGUUUCGAGAUUAUACGUCACACAACGCUCCCUGACAGUCACAAGGAUCUUCUGGAUGGGUGUUUGGCAUAUUUUAUAGUGUUUUUGACCAGUGAGGACACGAGUUUUCUUCCGCGAAAUUCAAGUUUUGUCACAACCAUGCCGCUUCUUCAUCGCAAACCUUUCGUACCUAGGAAACCACCUCCAGAUCUCAAGAUCGACGAGCAGAUUUUCUUCUGCAGACUGACAAAUGAAGUCUUUAGAGACUACGAUGAGUUCUUCGAGCGUACGAUGCUAUGUAAUAGCCUCGUAUGGAGUUGCUCGCUGACUGGACGGUCGGGAUUGACGUACCAGGAGGCAGUGGACUCGGAAGAUCGGGCCCGAAAGGUGCUGGAGACGUUCCCCCAGCCUCUCCAGGUGCCCGUGCUGUACCUGGCCGCCCUCACCCGCCGUCCUCGCAUGGCAGACGUCUGUGACGACGUCUACGCCUUCCUGAAGGAUCGCAUGCUUGUUGGGGAGACUGUGGAAGUUCAAAGGGGCGCCUCAAGAGUGAGCUGUACAGUACUAAGGGUGAUCCCUCCAGCCUCUCCACCCAAACCUUCUCCUUCAGCUACAAAUGGAGACUCUGAUGUCAUCGUCAUCAAUGGGGAGGACUCGGGGGAAGAGGAAGCUGCCAGCAGCCCCUUGAGUCCAGGUGGUCACAAGUUUGGUCCAAAUCCAGAUCUGUUCCAGUACUGGGUGCAGCCACUGGAGAGCACUAACAAGGAGCCAUUCAUGGCAAAGGCAGAUCACAUCUGUCGGAAGAAGGGCCUGUUCACGCGGGACAAGAACAAGCUGUUCCUCAAGAUGCACUGUGUACCUGGGAACGGCUUCUGGGUCGUUAAGCCAGAGGAUUUGGCUAAAGCAAACCUGAGGACACUGAACUUCAGCCGCUACUGGCCCGGCCCCCUGCCCCAGUUCUCAUCCUCACCUAUUAAGACCAAAGAACCAAAGAAACGUAGCUUCUCCAGUGAGGGGGAAAGUGCCUCCAGCUCGCAAGACUCACCCAAGAAGAAGAAGAAACCUGAAGGAACAAGUGCAGAGAAAAAGAAAAAGGAAAAGAAGAAGGAUAAGAAACAAAAAGAAGUCAAGCCUGUAAUGGAGAAGCCCCCCAAACUGAGUAAGGAAGAGAGGGAGCAGAUCCAGGCAGAGAUCAAGAAAAAACGUGAUGAACAGAAAGCUGCCAUGAAGGAGGAGCUGAAGAAGAAGAAAGAAGAAGAGAAGGAAAUAAAGAGGAAACAGAAGGAGGCAGAGAGGGUGGCCAGGAUGGAGGCCAUGAGAAAACAGAUGGAAGAAAUGAAGGAACAGAGGAGGAUACAGAAAGAACAGGAGCGUCAGGAGAAGCAGCGCCGGGCAGACGUCCUGCGGGAGUGGCUGAAGCCCCGUGAUGACAUGCAGUGUGAUGACCUCAAGGACCUCCCUGUGCCCACUCCUGUGAAGACAAAGCUACCCACAGAGCUGUUUGGAGACACUGCAAUGGUCCUUGAGUUCCUGUCAGUCUUUAAGGACUUGCUGGGAACAGAGGAGGAGUUUACGGAUGGGUUGUCUCUUGAAUGGCUAGAGGACAGCAUCUUGGAGACCCGUCCGGAUGGUGGGCUGGCAGAUGUUCUCCGUUUCCUGCUGUCCUGCAUCUUCCAGUUCCAGGAUGCGGAGGAUGAGGAGGCGGCUGAUGAGGGUAAGAAGGAGCACGAGGGGGCGACCACGGCCAGCACCACGGAGGGGGUGGAUGAGGACGAGGACCCCACCCUGUCUGCGCUGUCUGCUGCUGCCACGCUUGCAGCUGCCUGGCCUGUCCUGCACCAAGGAACCUCCCUGCGAGAGCUGCCCCUGGAAGGUACGUCUCUGUCGGAGGUGCUGCGCCUGCACUUGCUGUCCUCUGGGUCCCGCCCAUCCUCCAACCGCGCCAAGUUCUGGUACCAGCAGCGCGGGGGGUACACACCCACGGACGAUCCUGGCAUCGAGUUCAGGAUGAAUGAACCAAAGAUUCUCAAAACCCUGGCCAAUGGCAAUGUCUUUGACUUGGAGCCAGUGCAGAAGUUGAAGAUUUUGAGCACACUCUGUAACCAACUGCUGGUGUACGUGACGGCGCGAGACUUCAUCGACGACCGGUAUGAGGAGAUGCGGGGAGCCCAGAAGGAGGUGAAGGCGAGUCAGCUGGCCGAGCGACAGUGGGAGAGAGAAGUGGCUGCUGACAGGUUCCGUCGACGUCAGGAGGAGCGAAUGAAGCAGAGAGAGAAGAUGCUGAAACUGCAGCAGGAGAGAGAAGAGAGACUCCGCAGGGAGGAGAACAUGCCAGUCAAUGGAGAAGACAAAAAUGGUGUCAACAAAACUGACCUGAACACAAGUGGUGACAGCAACAAGGAGAACCUUGAAAAGAAAGGGGAAGAUAAGAAGGUUGAUGAUGAUACGGGAGAAGUGAUGGAGGUGGAUAAGUCCCUGUCUGCGGAGGAAGAGGAGGAGAAGAAGAGGAAACAAGAGGAAGAAGAGGAAAGGAAAGAAGAAGAGAGACAGAAAAAGGAGGAAUUCCAACAGAAGGAGCAUGACUUAUUGAAGAAGGUUGCUGAAGCUACUGCGAGAUACAGCAUCGCACCACUGGGAAGGGACCGCAGUUACCGCCGUUACUGGGUCUUCCACUCGCUGGGCGGACUGUUUGUGGAGGACUGUGAUGACUCGGUUCCACCGGAGCUGUUAGUUCCCACUGAGCAGAAGUCAAACAGUAGCACCACCACAGCUGCAGGUCACCAACAUUCCAUGCCAAACCUUGCAACAGCCCUACCUCAGAAUAAUCAAAAACUCAUGCAAGGACAAAGUGCCCCCACUGAGCAGGGCCAGACCGAGUCUGACCCUCAGAAUGUUCAGCCCAUGGACACUACUCCUGCUGUGGUGGAUCUCACAGCAGAUUCUGAGGUUCAACAGACUGCUGCUCCUACCUCAGACUCUGUGGAAAAUAUGGCUGUGGAGGAAGGAGAACAUGAAGCAGCUGAUGUGGAAAAAGCAAGUGGAGUUGGCAAGAUACAUUGGGCCUUCUACAGCACCUCUGAGGAGCUGGAAGGGUUGCUGCAGGGCCUGAACACCAGGGGCUAUAGGGAGGGGGCUCUACGGGAAAUACUCUCACAGGAAAAGUCUCGUAUCCAAGAAGCCAUGCAGCAGUGCUCUGUGGAAGACUUGACAUUUGUUGCAGAACCUGAGCCGGCCGAAGUCAGCGUGCAGCCUUCCCGAGCUGCCAAGCAGAAGGCCGUAGCCGUGGCAGUGGCGGACAGCUCGGCAGCCCAGGCCCUGGAGCUGGCCCUGCGCGACCAGAUCCUCACCAUGGAGGACCAGAUUUGGCAGGGCACACUGGGAGCCAUUAAGGUGACUGACCGUCCUGCGUGGAGAGAUGCCAUUGAGCAGGGCUCCUAUGACUGCCAGUGUGAGAAGCUGACCUGGGGGAGUGAGGCCAGACCGUUCCACUUGGAAGCAGGGAACCUGUGCAUCAGCAUGGCUGAAAACAACAAACCUGAGGUCAACGGCAAGGAGGUGAAUGAACCACCAACACUGCUGCCAUACAGAAUUGCAGAGUUGAAGCAUUCAGAGACCCCCACUGGUAGCACCCAGUCCAGCACCCCUGACCAUCCGGUGACCACGGUGGUGCGUGAGCUGGCGGCAGCAGUCCUGCAGCUGGAGCAGUGUGUGGAGCGCAGAUUCCUCAAGGAACCUCUUGGAGAGGAUGAGACAACUAAGAAGGCUCUUGGAAAGAUUGAUAAGAAGAACCGUCGGAAGGAUGAUGACAAUGAAAGUGUUGGCACAAAUGAGAGUGAAGACACUGACCCAGGAAAGGUGCAGAAGACAGUGUUGGAGCGGUGGGAGGAGUCGCUGAUGUCCGCCACCAGCCUCCCGCAGGUGUUCCUGCACCUGGCCACGCUGGACCGCUCCAUCAUGUGGGCCAAGUCCGUGCUGAACGCUCGCUGUCGGAUGUGCCGCAGGAAGGGAGAUGCAGAGAAGAUGCUUCUGUGCGACGGUUGUGACAGGGGCCAUCACAUGUACUGUCUCAAACCUCCACUCAAGAAAGUCCCUGAGGGUGACUGGUACUGUCACACGUGUAAGCCACAGAUGCAGAAGCGAGCGAUGCCGCAGACACCACGCAGACGCCGUACAAUGGACAGUGACAGCGAGUCAUCAGACAGUGAGGAAGAGUCUGAUGAAGAGGCUGAGGAUGAUAGUGACAGUGAAGAAGAAGAGAGUGAGGAGGAGGAGGAGCUGGAGGAAAGUGAUGAAGAGGAGUCUGAGGAGGAGUCAGAAGAAGAGGAGGAGGAGGAGGAGAAAGCAGCUGUGACUGCAGAGAUCGAGCAUGCAGACAUCUGUUCCAUCUGUAGUGACGGAGGUGUGCUGGUGCUGUGUGACACCUGUCCCUGUGCCUUCCACCUGCUGUGUGCAGACCCCCCUCUUAACCGCAUCCCCAGGGGCAAGUGGCGUUGCCAGUACUGUACAGGCAGGGUACUACGGGAGCCGGGAAGGACACGAAGGGACAACAAAGAUGAGAAGAAAGGGAAAAGCGGGCAAAAACCUGCUGCUAAAUCUCAAGGGAAGGCGGCCAGCAGUCAAGAAGGGUCACGCCCGUCCUCAAGAGCAGAAUCUUCCUCGUCACGAUCUCGUGCUGAGCCCUCAAAUAACAGCCGCUCUAAUAGCCGAGCCAACAGCCUGGACAGGACAACAUCCCGCAACACCAGGAGGAACAUCCUGCCAGAUCCCGUGCCAAGCAGCAAGCCAAGGAGUACCAGCUUACAGCGUGGUGCAGGCACAUCUCAGAAGCGGGGGCUAGUGGACACAGAUGAAGACAGCGAUGUGUCCGGCAGUAACAAGAGAACAAGGCGACAGAAAGUCCUGCAGAGCUCAGAUGACUCGCAGGACGAAAAGGUACAGGUGACAAGUAAACGUCCUCGGAAAGCUGUGAUCGAGAGCUCGGAAGAGUCAUCAGCAUCAGAUGUGAAGUCGGCCAAGACAAAGGCAAAGGAAGUAAAGAAACCUGAACGCACAUCUACAAGUCAGAUCAAAGUCAUCAGUGCCACAAAGGACAACAGGAGACGAUCACAAGAUCCCGGUUCCAGCAGUAAACGUCCGUCAUCGCCGCGUGUCCCUGACACGAGGAGGGACUCUGGGCCGAGCCGGCGCCUGUCCUCGGGCCUGAGAGGAGGAGAAGAGGUCGGCUGGACCACCAAGUGUGAGAUCCUCCUGACAGAACUGGUCAAACAUCAGGAUGCCUGGCCCUUCAUCAAACCUGUCAGCAGGAAGGAGGCACCGGACUACUACAAGCUUGUCAGGAAGCCCAUGGACCUCAGUACACUACGCACAAACUUCAACCAGAUGGCCUACCGGACAGCCGCUGAGCUCCUGGCCGACGCACGGCUCGUCUUCUCCAACUGUGAGCAGUACAACCAACCACACGCCACCGAGGCACGUUGUGGCCGACGCCUGGAGCUUUACUUUGAAACACGUGUGAAGGAACUUAAGUUAGAGGCACCCCAACAGAAGAAGCUAAUAUGAAGUUUGUACCUUGAAGUGGUUACAGGAAUGGGGAAAAAUGUAUAGUAAAGUUGAAUGGUUACAUAAUCGCAGAUACCUCAGAAGCUGUGGCCAAUGUCUUAAGGCAUUUGUGAAUGCUACCAACAGGCUCACAGGUGAUUGGUUUUGAUCACUAUCAAUCUAUUUCCUUGGUUCACAGACCCUUAAGAAUAAAAUUAUUUCCAAUAGGAAACUUGUUGGAAAUGUACUCAGAAAGUGUGUGUUGAAAAUAUGUUAUAUGAGUAAUGGGCUGUGAACAGAGUAAUUAGGUUGGUAUGGCUAAAAGUGAAUUUGCUGAGUGUGUAGAUUAUUUUGUGACAAAAACAUGAAUUGAUUGAACCUUUUUGUUGGUUGGUCUUGGAAAUCAUAGAGAUGUGAGUUAUUAUGACUGAAAGUUUAUACUAUUGAAAAUCAGCAGAGUAGAUUUUGAUGCUUCAAGUCCAUUCAAAUGAAGUCAGUCCAUGCCAAUGUCUGGUGAAGUAUGAAGUUCUCCUGCAUGUAAGAAAAUACGCUGCCCACCGCCAAGAUUAACUUGGUCACUUUGAUAUUUGUGCACAAGUACCAACUUAGCAGUGCUUUCUAUGUCUUAAUGCGCCAAUUGAUAUAUGAUGAGAUGAUGUUUGUGUGGGCCUGUUCUCACUUUUUGCUACCUACAAUAACAAAACUGGUGCAGCUAUGUAUCUAUCAAUAUCUCAACCAAAGUGUAAAGAUAACCACAGUGAUGUGUUUGUGAACCAACAUGCGAAUCGUCUGAGGAAUCAACUUUGUAUUUAAACAAGUUCCUAACUAGCAGCCUCUACAAGUGUUUCCCAAAACAUUUACUCUAUUACAGAAAAAGUACAUGUAUAAGGUACCCACAAUGGGUAAAAUCACGGUAUCUCUGUUGGGGUAAUUAAUAAUUAUCUUGUUUAAAACAAGACAAGAUGGAACAUAUACAUCUUAAUACAUGGAAUCACCCUUCCAAGAAAAUAUCCUGGGGAAACACUACACCAACCUUCUGUCUUUUGAUACAAUGUACUUCUAUGAAGUUGUCACUGUUUUUGCUGUGUUACAAAAUGAAGACAUUUGUAUUUGUAAAGCUGUCACUGAAUAAAAGAGCAUCAAUUUGC
Messenger RNA from Branchiostoma floridae (Florida lancelet), 7237 nucleotides. Its product is annotated as bromodomain adjacent to zinc finger domain protein 1A-like. Gene Ontology annotation, biological process: chromatin remodeling. The coding region runs from base 711 to 6110 and encodes 1799 amino acids. Gene Ontology annotation, molecular function: protein binding. The record is from RefSeq and is a predicted model, not a curated record. Lineage: Eukaryota; Metazoa; Chordata; Leptocardii; Amphioxiformes; Branchiostomatidae. The transcript has 26 exons.